AUGGCUGCUGCAAUUUCAACUAUCUCAGAGAGCAAGGAGCUCCGCGGCCUCAACUUGAUUGCUGCGCAUUCGCACAUUCGAGGUCUCGGCGUCGAUGUCGAUACCCUGCAGCCCAGGACCUCGUCUCAGGGCUUGGUGGGCCAAGAGAAAGCGAGAAAGGCAGCUGCCGUGAUAUUGCAGAUGGUCAAAGAAGGAAAAAUUGCUGGUCGCGCGGUUCUGAUCGCUGGUCCCCCCAGCACAGGAAAGACGGCGAUUGCAAUGGGAAUGGCACAGUCGCUGGGAGCUGAUGUACCAUUCACUACACUCGCAUCAUCCGAAAUAUUUUCCCUCGAGAUGUCGAAAACAGAAGCGCUCACCCAAGCCUUUCGUAAGUCGAUUGGCGUUCGCAUCAAGGAGGAAAGUGAAAUAAUUGAGGGCGAAGUGGUGGAGAUUCAGAUUGAUCGAAGUAUAACCGGGGGCAACAAACAAGGAAAGGUCACCAUCAAGACUACCGAUAUGGAAACGAUUUACGACAUGGGCACUAAGAUGAUCGAUUCAAUGACUAAGGAGCGCGUGAUGGCCGGUGAUGUUAUUUCUAUCGACAAGUCUUCCGGCAAGAUUACCAAACUAGGUCGCUCCUAUGCUCGUUCAAGAGACUACGAUGCCAUGGGCCCCGACGCAAAAUUUGUGCAAUGCCCCGAGGGCGAACUUCAAGUUCGCAAGGAGAUCGUUCAUACCGUCAGCCUCCAUGAGAUUGAUGUCAUCAAUUCUCGCACCCAGGGUUUCCUUGCCCUAUUCUCAGGUGAUACCGGUGAAAUUAGAAGCGAGGUUCGGGAUCAGAUAAAUACCAAAGUUGCUGAGUGGAAAGAGGAAGGCAAAGCUGAGAUCAUCCCGGGUGUUUUGUUUAUCGACGAGGUUCAUAUGCUAGAUAUUGAAUGCUUCGCAUACAUCAACCGCGCAUUGGAAGCUGAGCUGGCCCCGAUUGUGAUCAUGGCCAGCAAUCGCGGAAACACACGCAUUCGGGGAACCACUUAUCGAUCGCCACAUGGUUUGCCACUGGACUUUUUGGACCGCGUUGUUAUUGUCAGCACUCAACCUUACACAUCUGAGGAAAUACGCCAGAUCCUCGCGAUCCGAGCUCAAGAGGAAGAGGUUGACCUCUCACCUGAUGCUCUGGCUUUGCUGACGAAGAUCGGUCAAGAAUCUGGCCUACGUUAUGCCAGCAACAUCAUCACAACUUCUCAACUGCUCAGUGAAAAGCGAAAGGCCAAAGAAGUUGGCAUUGAUGAUAUCCAGCGCAGCUUCCGACUAUUCUACGACCCUGCAAGAAGUGUCAAAUUCGUCACCGACUUUGAGAAGCAAUUCAUCAGCGAAGAUGGUGCCGUCAAUCUCUCAUACGUUAACGGUGACGCGAUGGAAAUCUCGUAG
Molecule: messenger RNA, 1407 nt
Organism: Talaromyces proteolyticus
Lineage: Eukaryota; Fungi; Ascomycota; Eurotiomycetes; Eurotiales; Trichocomaceae
Product: putative AAA family ATPase Rvb2/Reptin
Exons: 3
Coding region: 1-1407 (468 amino acids)
Biological process (GO): regulation of transcription by RNA polymerase II; box C/D snoRNP assembly; chromatin remodeling
Cellular component (GO): Ino80 complex; R2TP complex; NuA4 histone acetyltransferase complex
Molecular function (GO): ATP binding; DNA helicase activity; ATP hydrolysis activity
Source: RefSeq, a predicted model, not a curated record